Molecule: messenger RNA, 1385 nt
Organism: Nelumbo nucifera (sacred lotus)
Lineage: Eukaryota; Viridiplantae; Streptophyta; Magnoliopsida; Proteales; Nelumbonaceae
Product: heavy metal-associated isoprenylated plant protein 7-like
Molecular function (GO): metal ion binding
Source: RefSeq, a predicted model, not a curated record
UUCGUGGGGAAGAGAGAAAGAGAGUAGAGACCAGAGAGGAGAGAGUCAGUUGGGAAAGAGGUUCCAUUUUUAUUCAUUCCAAAGUUAACAAGAGAUCUUCUGCGUCACUUGUCACUGGUUGUACCAGAUAAAUAAAAUUAUCUACUACAUCCAAUUUUAGCAGAGAUCCUUCACACUCCCUUUUCAGUAAUGGGCGAAGCUUGUGGGUGUUGGUACUGUGAACAGGAGAAGAAAGAAGAAGAGAAGAAGGAGGAAGAGGAGAAGAAAGAAGAGAAGAAAGAAGAAGAGAAGAAAGAAGAAGAAAAGAAGGAAGAAGAAAAGAAGGAAGAAGAGAAGAAGGAAGAAGAGCCUCAAGAGAUUGUCCUCAAGGUUGAUAUGCAUUGCGAGGCCUGUGCCAGGAAAGUGGAAAGAGCUUUGAGAGGAUUCCAAGGUGUGGAGGAUGUGAAGACAGAUUGCAAGUCUCAUAUGGUGGUAGUGAAAGGAAAGACAGCAGACCCGGUAAAGGUGUGCGAGAGAAUUCAAAAGAAAAGCGGUAGGAAGGUGGAGAUAAUUUCACCUUUGCCCAAACCCCCUGAAGAGGAGAAGAAAGAAGAAGGCAGCGAUAACAAACCGGAAGAGAAAAAAGAUGAGCCUCCUCCUGUAAUCGCAGUCACAUUGAAAGUACGGAUGCACUGCGAAGCCUGUGCUCAAGUCUUGCAGAAGCGUAUUAGGAAGAUCCAAGGGGUAGAGUCUGUAACAACAGAUCUAUCAAAUGAUCAAGUAAUAGUAAAAGGAGUAGUUGAUCCAGCGAAUCUGGUGGAGAAGGUGUACAAGAGAACGAGGAAGCAAGCGUCCAUAGUGCCGGAGGAACCCAAGAAAGAAGAAGAAAAGAAAGAGGAGGAGAAAAAGGAAGAGAAAGUGGAGGAAAAGAAAGAAGGCGGAGGUGAGGAAGGAAAAGGAGAAGAGGAGCAGAAAAGCGAUGCCAAGAAAAGUGAGUAUUGGCCUCCCAAGUACUACCAUCACUACUACUACACCUACCUGGAAAAUGCUUACACCCCUCAAAUUUUCAGCGAUGAGAACCCAAAUGCAUGCUCUGUCAUGUAAUAUCUAAUAAUAUAAUUAACGUAGAAUCCAACCACCACCCAAUACAAUAGUAUAUGUAUACAUAUGUAUAUAUAUACACUUUGUACUGGGGUUUUGUAAUGUACCAGUAAUUUAAGUGUUCUGCUUAAUUAGCUCCCUUGGUGCAAUUUUCUACAUGUAUUAAAUAUGUAUCGUGCCAAUAAGACUUAACUAAGAACCUGUCUUAUUUUUAGGUUUGUGUACCCAAUCUGUACACAGCCCAUGUGGUGUGGUGUCCUUGCUUUGUGAUUUAUGAAGAUUGAACCUACUCUGUAGUCUCUCUA